Messenger RNA from Vidua macroura (Pin-tailed whydah), 581 nucleotides. It is a transcript of the gene SLC48A1, whose product is annotated as solute carrier family 48 member 1. Lineage: Eukaryota; Metazoa; Chordata; Aves; Passeriformes; Viduidae. The transcript is spliced from 3 exons. Gene Ontology annotation, molecular function: heme transmembrane transporter activity; heme binding. Gene Ontology annotation, biological process: heme transport. Gene Ontology annotation, cellular component: lysosomal membrane; plasma membrane. The coding region runs from base 138 to 581 and encodes 147 amino acids. The record is from RefSeq and is a predicted model, not a curated record.
UGUCCCUGUCCUGGAGUGUCCCUGUCCCAAAGCGUGUCCCGUUCCCGGAGUGUGUCCCGUUCCCGGGGCGUGUCCCGGUGCCGUCGCCGUUGCCGGGGCGUGUCCCGGUGCCGUGGGCGGGCCGCGCCGAGGCCGCCAUGGCGCUGAGCGGGGCCCUGGCGCUCCGUGUCGCCUACGCGUCCUUCGGCGCCCUGAGCGGCCUCUCGGCCUUCUGCGCCUGGAGCGUCGUGCCCGCGCUGCGCCAGCCCGGCACGGCUGCGGCCGGCGGGCUCUCGGGUGUGCUGGCGCUCUGGGCCCUAAUCACGCAUGUGAUGUACCUGCAGGAUUACUGGAGGACAUGGUUAAAAGGGCUGAGGUUCUUCCUCUCCGUCGGGAUCCUCUUCUCUGCCCUCUCCGGGCUGGGCUUCUGCGCCUUCCUGGCCCUGGCCAUCACCCAGCACCAGUCCCUGACUGACCCCAAGAGUUACUACCUGUCGUGCGUGUGGAGCUUCAUGGCGCUGAAGUGGGCGCUGCUGCUGAGCCUCUACUCACACCGGUACCGGGCCGAGUUCGCCGACAUCAGCAUCCUCAGCGACUUCUGA